Messenger RNA from Knipowitschia caucasica, 438 nucleotides. NCBI's taxonomy places the organism in Eukaryota, Metazoa, Chordata, Actinopteri, Gobiiformes, Gobiidae. The record is from the annotation of a GenBank genome assembly.
AUGGCCGUGUGGGUGGAUUGGUGUUGGGGGGGGUCCAAGGGGGGCUUCACAAUAAAGGCAAGGGGCCCCACUGCUCACUUGUUCGCCGCAUCAUUGUGCCUCCCAACAAUAGACCAGGCGAAUUCCAAGAGGAGACGACGCCGCAACUCUACAGAGAGGUCCGAGGUCACAGGAGGGGGGUCAGGGGUGGGAGAUGUGCUCCGCCACCUGUGGGACGUCCCGGGGCAGAGGGGGUCACGCUUCAGCUCCUGCCCGCUCACCCCUGCCCUUCAGCAGGAAACAGCCUGCCUUUCCCCCCUCUGCUUCAGGUUCGGCGGAGGUUUGGUGGAGCGGACAGGAGCAGAACAAAAGACCCGACUCAGCACUUUUGUGGCCACUCUCUCUACCUUUUCUUUCCCCGAUCACAAACUUUCCCCUUUGCACAAAACCACAGCUUAA